Molecule: messenger RNA, 978 nt
Organism: Bipolaris sorokiniana ND90Pr
Lineage: Eukaryota; Fungi; Ascomycota; Dothideomycetes; Pleosporales; Pleosporaceae
Exons: 1
Coding region: 76-972 (298 amino acids)
Source: RefSeq, a predicted model, not a curated record
ACACCACAAACUUCCUCUUUUUCUUGCAAAUCCUCCAACACAACAAAGAUCUCUUUCAAAACCCCAUAAUCCACAAUGUCUAUCCGCGCCGAGGAAGAUUUCGACAACUUCGAGGACUACCUCUACCAUAUGGCCGGCGGCGACGCCGAGCAAGCCAACGACGCCAGCGGCUCCGAAGCAGGAUCUUCGCAGUCCGCAACCAUGCGCUCCCCACCCGAAGAAAGGGAUUCCGACAACGAAAUGAACGUCUCUUCGUCCUACCCCCCUCCCUCUUCCCCUUCCUACGAAAGCAGCGGAGAAGAAAUGAACAUGGGGGCUUUCGGUCCCACGUACCAAUCCUCAAGCGAUGAGAAUUCCGAGGAACUCAGCGACGCGCUUUCAGACCAUGAAGAGCUCGGAAAUGGAGAAGUCGAAAUGGCAGACGUGGAAUCGUCUCCAGACGAUAACCAGGUAGCGCAGAAUAUACCAUUGCGUGAACCCUCUCCAGCAGAUUCUCCUGCUGACACCGGAGAAAUCAAGAUGCGGGACGCGGAUCCGGCUCCAGAGCCGCACCAGGAGAAAUCUAUUGAGCCGGUUUCUCAGGGAGAGGGAAACGAGCACACCACCACUACCACCAUGAAAGAAGAGGAAGAGGAAGUCACAGAGAUGCAGGCAUCUCCUUCACCCCUAUCUCCUCAGCCAUCUCCACCGCCCCCAGCCGCCCCCAUCCCACGCGACACUCCCGCUUCCUCGCCCUCGGCAUCCACCGAGCAGCACCAGCUUCCAGCCCCCAAACCCAAAUCCACUCAAGAAGCCCACUCCCCAGCACCUGUGGCCAGCGAAGCCAUUCCGCCUCCGACACCAUCAUCAUCACCAUCCGCCGAUAGCGCGCGGAUCCGAACGCUCCUCUCUUCUCUCGCUCUCUUGAACGAAAAGAGCAAGGCGUUAUUUUCGAGGCUGAAUGUUCUGCAUGCGAAGAUUGAGGCGUUGUAGUCUGUU